AUGGAUACAUUGGCGCCAUUUUUGCAACAAAGAAAAGUGCCUAUUGAUAUUGAACACACUACUAAAGUCGACAAAUUGUUGCGACUUUUCUGUUCCACCGUGGAGAUUUUUCUACCUCACUUAAUAAGGACAAAUUACUUAAUGGCCGAGUUUUCGUUCUGCAAUUCUUCCCAAGAAUUAAGUCUAAUCAACACGGGAAUUACAGAAGCACUGAUGGGUCUGAAGUCAAGCCAGGCACCGUUAACCUCGUCUUCUGUGAGGCAGCUAAAUGAAGCAGAGGAAAUUAAAUUAGUUGAACGGCAUGUUUCAGAGAUGGAACGCAUUGUGGGACAGAUCAACCAAAGAAUCGAUCACAGGCCGUGGGAAUCGCUUUCCUGGGAAGACAGAGAAAACCAUGUGAACAACAACAACGCAAGAACUAGUCGUGGUAAUUCUACGCUGUCAUUUUCCCAGGAAGCCUUCACCUGUCCUAUUCUCAUUCGCUGUUGCUUACAACGACGACACCGUUCUAACGGAAUUUCAUCCCCUUCUUCCCAUUCACUCAGUUCUUCUUCCUCCCUAAGGUUAGGCUCAAUCCCUGCUUCCUCGGAAUGUCCCGCUGGGGUCAGACUUACCUCCCUCAGCCUUCGAAGGGGGCUCCCAUUUCUAUCUAGGGGCCCUCCUGGGUGGGGUAAAGCUCGGAUGACUCUCUUUUCUCGGACUAGCAACCCAUUCCUCCCUCUAUUCGAGGGGCACCAACGUAUUAACUCGCUUUAUCCCCAUUUACGGUCUCCCUCUGCCGUACACCACCGAGCCAUGUCCCCGAACUCGCCAAAAGUCGUGCAUUUGUCGGACAGUCACGGGAACUGCUUCAGCCUUCCAGUCCUCUUCCGCCUCUUCUUUCGGGUCCCGUAUAUGGAUCCGCCCCAUCCUCCUUUUUCAUCACUACUUUGCCCCCCCCCCCCGGGGGUUCCUACCUACAUCCCCUCUUAUUCUAUUCCAGAGUCGUCCGCUGCGAAAAAAAGGAAACCAAAAAGUGACUUACCUGAGGUCCACCGCUCCGUGUUUUGUUUCUUUUUCCUCCUUCUUUUGCUUCCUUCUCUUUUCCUCCUUAUGUCUUAUUCAGACCAAUAUAGUCCGAAGACUAGAGUCCUUUCUGGUCUUACUUGGUCCCGACUGGACAAAAGAAAUGCAACCUUCUCUCCUCUUUCAGACGGCCGUGGUAAUUGCCAUGGGUCUAUCCUGGUCAACACAGCACCAGUCUAA
Molecule: messenger RNA, 1245 nt
Organism: Acanthosepion pharaonis
Lineage: Eukaryota; Metazoa; Mollusca; Cephalopoda; Sepiida; Sepiidae
Source: the annotation of a GenBank genome assembly